This is a messenger RNA of Racocetra fulgida, 405 nucleotides long. Lineage: Eukaryota; Fungi; Glomeromycota; Glomeromycetes; Diversisporales; Gigasporaceae. The record is from the annotation of a GenBank genome assembly.
AUGAAUAAUCAAUAUUGCUCUGUGCAUAAGACCACACCUUACAAUGUAGUCUUUGGACAAUUGUCUCAUAGUGAUACUAAUAUUGUCGAUAUUUUAGAAAAUGACAAUCGUGAUGAUCAUAAUAAUUCUUUUGAAAAUGAAGAAAGUGAAUCUUUUGAAAAUGAAGAAAGUGAAUCUUUUAAAAAUAAAGAUUUGCUUGAAAAUGAAUUAGAUCUACAUUAUUUCUUGCCAGAAAGUUCAGAGGACGAAUUAGACCCAAGUUACUUUUUAGCAGAGGACAACGAAAAUUAUUCUUCUGAGGAAGGAGUUAGUCCAGAAAUAAUGGUUAUAUCAGAUAAUAGUGAUGCAGAAGUAGAAACUAUCUAUCAAAAAGGAAAAACAAAGGCUAAUCUUAUUGAACCGCAG